Messenger RNA from Penicillium waksmanii, 1092 nucleotides. RefSeq lists its product as uncharacterized. The transcript is spliced from 2 exons. The coding region runs from base 1 to 1092 and encodes 363 amino acids. NCBI's taxonomy places the organism in Eukaryota, Fungi, Ascomycota, Eurotiomycetes, Eurotiales, Aspergillaceae. The record is from RefSeq and is a predicted model, not a curated record.
AUGCCGGCAUUGUCGACCAGACUGUCGAUGAACCCUUUCCCAUUUUACGAAGACCGUGAAACUACUCAGCUUCAGCAUUACCCCUUUGUCAUUGAGACCCUCCUCACUGUUGCAACCAAAAUGAACUUUCCACAACCCAAAGUUUCUUCUCUGCCCCCGAACAUCGAUCUCCAUGGCAAAACAGCUUUGAUGACUGGAGUUACUGCAGGGAUUGGCUUAGAAACAGCUCGACAACUACUCAAGCUCCAUGUCUCCCACCUCGUUCUAGCUGUGAGAAAUGUGUCGAAAGGCAAAGCUUGCAAACAGGAGCUUCAGCCAUUCAACACCCAAGCAAAAAUCACCGUGAUUGAGCUCGUUAUGAACAGUUACAGAAGUGUUCAGGGCUUCGCGAAGGUGUUACAACAAGAAGUUCCUGCGGUCGACAUCCUGCUCCUCAACGCCUGCAUUGGACUUCUCAAGCUCGAACGUAGCCCAGAUGAACAUGACUGCGUCACUCAAGUGAAUUAUCUGUCAAAUAUUAUCUUGAUUGCUGAAUUAUUACCAUAUCUCAAAGCAAACGCGGAGAAAACUGGCCGGCCUUCUCGGAUCACCUGGGUCGGUAGUCGAAUGUACUUUACCACGAGCCUCGAAAGAAAAGCGCCCGUGAAAGCCGAUGGAUUGAUCCUUGAGCAUAUGGACUCGGAGAAAUUCUUCUUUUCCAAAGAGAGAUACAACGACACCAAGCUUCUGUGUGCCAUGUUCAUGUACAGUCUUGCUCAGCGUCUUGACAAAAGCAAGGUGAUCCUGAAUAUGGUUUGUCCGGGUUUGAUCAACACCAACAUGACCGAUGUUUUGCCGAUGCACAUGCGCAUGGUCAUGGGCGUUGUCAAGUUUUUUCUAACACGCCCGGUUGAGGUCGAUGGGCGGCUUUUUGUCAAUGCGGCUGUGGUGGCAGGGCCAGAAUCACAUGGGGCAUUCUUCGGGGACAAGGAAAUAAUCCAGCCUUCUCCAUAUCUUCAGUCUCCUGCAGGGCAAGCCGUACAAAAGAAGCUGUGGGCGGAAACUGUUGAAGAAAUGGGCAAGCUGAUCAAGCUACCGACGGAGUUUGCUUGA